Mugil cephalus (flathead mullet) is the source of this 6942-nucleotide messenger RNA. RefSeq names its product potassium channel, voltage gated eag related subfamily H, member 7 (gene kcnh7a). The transcript is spliced from 18 exons. Gene Ontology annotation, cellular component: membrane. NCBI's taxonomy places the organism in Eukaryota, Metazoa, Chordata, Actinopteri, Mugiliformes, Mugilidae. Gene Ontology annotation, biological process: potassium ion transmembrane transport; membrane repolarization during action potential. The coding region runs from base 702 to 4388 and encodes 1228 amino acids. Gene Ontology annotation, molecular function: inward rectifier potassium channel activity. The record is from RefSeq and is a predicted model, not a curated record.
GGUCGUAAAUGAGCGUAAAGUAGAUGUUAAUAAUUCGGUUUAAAGUGCGUUAGAACCAUCAUGCACUAUUCAUGGUGUAACUGAAACUGGCUUAUUAAACCACACGCGGCUGUAACGCGUUACUCGCCAGCCUCUUUUUCAACUAGACCCCCAUCUCCCUCUGCCGCUUUGUCUGCGCAUCCAUGUGGGUUUUCCCAUCUCGGUGUCGGCGCUGCGCCUCUCUCGCUCCGUCCGCCCCUCAGCCAUUGGCCUCGGAGAGCAUCCGUCUUCGCCUCGCAACAAUAGACCCCAGCGACACGCGCGCCACGCGCACCGACACAGACGCGCACGGCGCUUUCGAGGAGCGGCGCUGAGAUGUUGGUGAAGCUGCGGCUCGCCGACUCUUCCUUUCUUUCCAGCUUCACGUCGGCGAGGAGGAGCGCGGGGAAGCGUCUGCCAUGCGCUCAACCGGGGACGCGUCGGAGUUGAAAUAAGGGAUACGAGGGGGUUUUCGGGGGGUGGAAGAAAAAAAAGAAAAAGAAGAAGAGGAAGAAAGCGGAGGAGAGGGGGCAGAUUAUGUGGAGGAUGACUGACUGGUGACAAAGAAAACGGGGAGCCCCCCUCUGGCUUCGGUUAACACCCGCUAGAACUUGAAAGCGCUUUCUUGGAUAGCCAAAGAUUAUUACUGUUAUUUUUAACAUCAUUGUUUCUGGAGGGGAACCAUGCCUGUCCGGAGGGGUCAUGUUGCGCCACAAAACACAUUUUUGGGAAUAAUUAUUAGGAAAUUCGAAGGACAAAAUAAGAAAUUCAUCAUAGCUAAUGCCCGGGUGCAGAACUGCGCCAUUAUCUACUGUAAUGACGGAUUCUGUGAAAUGACGGGCUUCUCCAGGCCGGACAUCAUGCAGAAGCCGUGCACCUGCGACUUCCUGCACGGCCAGUUCACCAGCCGGCACGCGGUGGCCCAGGUGGCCCAGGCGCUGCUGGGCUCGGAGGAGCGCAAGGUGGAGAUCACCUACCACCGCAAGGAUGGUUCCAACUUCCUUUGCGCCACCCACAUCAUCCCCGUGAAGAACGAGGAGGGGGUGGUCAUGAUGUUCAUCCUUAACUUCGACUACAUCCUGGACGAAGGCAGCAGCGACUCGCUGGAGAAGCUCAACCACACGUCACCUUCCAAAGCUGAGCAACGGAAAGGGAGAUUUUUCCGCUUCCGCUUCCCGGCGUUACCUCUCCUGGGCAUCAGCAAGCAGUCCCUGCCCCAGGAAGACCCCGACGCCGUCAUGGUGGACUCCCCCCGCCACAGCGACGGCUCGGUGGCCACGCGCGACUACCAGCUCCCCACCACCCGCGAAAGCUGCAGCCCCUCCUACGCCAACGACACCCGCGCCCUCAUCGGCCCCAGCCACUGCUCCACCCCCGUGUCCGGGCCCCUGGACCACUCGUCGCCCAAAGGCCCCUGGGGACGGAUAUACCCCGACCGGGCCGCGGCCCAGACCCGACGCCAGAGUCAGGACGAAACGCUCGUCGCUGCUCCGACAAUCCCGGGCCUCACUCCAACCGCCUCCAGAGAGACUGUGUGUAGUAUUCGCAGAGCUUCCUCCGUACAUGACAUGGAGGGCUCCAGGUCAAAUUCCAAGAUGGCAUUCAGAGACCGACACGCCAGCGAAGAUAAUGGUCGCAGCCUCAAAGUAUCUCGCUCCUGGAUGGCUGGGGGGCCGUUCAGCCACAUCAAGUCCAGCCUCCUCGGCUCCACCUCCGACUCCAACCUCAACAAGUACAGCACCAUCAACAAGAUCCCGCUCAUCACGCUCAACUUCUCCGAGGCCAACAACGACAAGAAGUGCCCCUCCCCUCCCUCCUCCGAGAAGACCAUCAUCGCCCCGAAGGUUAAAGACCGCACGCACAACGUCACAGAUAAGGUCACGCAGGUGCUUUCUCUGGGCGCAGACGUCCUGCCCGAGUACAAGCUCCAGACGCCUCGGAUAGAUAAGUGGACCAUCCUUCACUACAGCCCCUUCAAAGCAGUGUGGGACUGGCUGAUCCUGCUGCUGGUGAUCUACACGGCCAUUUUCACGCCCUACUCCGCCGCCUUCCUCCUCAAUGACAUCGAGGAGCAGAGGAGGCGGGAGUGCGGCUACUCCUGCUCGCCGCUCAACGUGGUGGACCUCAUCGUGGACAUCAUGUUCAUCGUGGACAUCCUCAUAAACUUCAGGACCACUUACGUCAACAUCAACGAGGAGGUGGUGAGCCACCCGGCCAAGAUAGCCAUCCACUACUUCAAAGGCUGGUUCCUCAUAGACAUGGUGGCCGCUAUCCCGUUUGACCUGCUCAUCUUUGGCUCAGGAUCGGAUGAGACCACCACUCUUAUCGGGCUGCUAAAGACGGCCCGUCUCCUGCGGCUGGUGCGAGUCGCCCGCAAGCUGGACCGCUACUCGGAGUACGGCGCCGCCGUCCUCAUGCUGCUCAUGUGCAUAUUCGCCCUCAUCGCCCACUGGCUGGCCUGCAUCUGGUACGCAAUCGGCAACGUGGAGAAGCCCUACCUGGAGCACAAGAUCGGGUGGCUGGACAACCUGGGCGUGUCCAUAGGGAAGAAGUACAACUACAGCGACCCCACUUCAGGCCCCUCCAUCAAAGACAAGUAUGUCACAGCGCUGUACUUCACCUUCAGCAGUCUGACCAGCGUGGGCUUCGGGAAUGUGUCCCCCAACACCAACUCCGAGAAGAUCUUUUCCAUCUGUGUCAUGCUCAUUGGAUCUCUAAUGUACGCCAGCAUCUUCGGGAACGUGUCCGCCAUCAUCCAGAGGUUGUAUUCAGGUACGGCCAGGUAUCACCUCCAGAUGCUGCGGGUCAAAGAGUUUAUCCGCUUCCACCAGAUCCCGAACCCGCUGAGGCAGAGGCUGGAGGAGUACUUCCAACACGCCUGGACGUACACCAACGGCAUCGACAUGAACAUGGUCUUGAAGGGUUUCCCAGAGUGCCUGCAGGCGGACAUCUGCCUCCACCUCAACAAGACCCUCCUCCACGACUGCAAGGUGUUUCGCGGCGCCACCAAGGGCUGCCUCAGAGCCCUGGCCAUGAGGUUCAAGACCACCCACGCGCCCCCCGGAGACACGCUGGUCCACAGCGGGGACGUGCUCACGGCGCUCUACUUCAUCUCCCGCGGCUCCAUCGAAAUCCUCAAGGACGACAUUGUCGUGGCCAUCCUGGGUAAAAGUGACAUCUUCGGUGAGAUGAUCCACCUGUACGCUAAGCCGGGGAAGUCCUGCGCCGACGUGCGGGCGCUGAGCUACUGCGACCUGCACACCAUUCAGAGGGAGGAGAUCCUGGAGGUGCUGGACAUGUAUCCGGAGUUCGCCGACCACUUCCUCACCAACCUGGAGCUGACGUUCAACCUCCGGGAUGAAAACGCGAAGACGACCGAUGCACAAGCGGCUGAUUCCAACGCGGAUGAUAUCAAGUGUCGAAGGAGGACGUCCUACAGAAGGAAAUCCUCCACAGGCUCCCACAGCAAAGAGCCGGCAACCGCCUAUUGUGACGGCAAGCAGGGACGGCAGGUCUACGCCUCCUCCUCCGCCGCCGCCGCCGCCGAGGAGCGGAGGGAGUCCGCGGAGGAAGGGGAGGACGAGGAAGAGGAGGAUGGCAGGGAGGAGGAGGAGGAGCAGAGGCCCUUGUGUUCUGGCGUGCUGGGCUACCCGGUGGUUAGGGACCACGCCCUGGGCCUCGGACUGAGCGGCGCUCCAGAUGCACAGGCAGGAGACAACGCGCAGAACCAAAGCUACAAAGAGCUCCACGCCGACGAGUGGCCGCAGCAGCGUCCGGGCGAGGGUGCAGAGGUGCCGGCCCCGUGUCAGGAGACGCCGGCGGCGGAGGACGACAGCGACACGGACCUCACCUACGGAGAGGUGGAGCAGAGGCUGGACAUGCUGCAGCAGCACCUCAACAGACUGGAGUCGCAGAUGACGGCGGACAUCCAGGCCAUCCUGCAGCUCCUGCAGAGGCAAACGACGGCCGGGCCGCCCGCUUACAGCACCGUCACGUCCUGCCCGGAGUACCAGAGGCCGGCCAUCAGGGUGCAGCCGGCGUCGGCCGCGCAGACGGAGCUCAGCCUCGGCCCCGUUCUGCCUCAGCCACAGAGCCCCAGCUCGGAGGUCGCCCCACACAAAUCCAAAGAAACCUCCCCCGUCCUCCUCCGCACAGAGACUCUUCCGGAUGGGAACGUGGCCGGACUGCUCGAGGGCGACGGCGAGCGGAGGCACGAGCUGAACGGCGUGGACCCGGCGGCGGAGCAGCAGCACCGACAGCCGCAGAGGUUCCCAUCCGGCCGACAAGCCUCCCUGCCCGACGUCCCCAGCAGUUCAGGGAUGUUGGGACUCCACAGACCAGUGUCUGACCCGGGGCUUCCAGGAAAGUAGCCCCCCCGCCCCCCAUUACCUCCCCAGCCCCCAACUCCCCUUCCUUCAACCUUUUGACGAUGACUGAAGGUCUUCUCUCAAGCUUGACUCAGGGUUUAAGAAAGACUGAAUAUGCAAAGGAUAAAAAAAAACAAAAACAAAAAAACUGUAGACUUUCUUCCAUUCCUUUUGAGGACACUCCCCCAAGCCCCGCCCCCUCCCCUGCGCUCCGAUUUAGAUGUAUAAACUCCAUUUAUACAGAGGUAUUUAUACGCUAUAUUACUAUGUAAAGUCAUCAUCCACUGUGUACAUACUUCAAAUAGAACACUGCCAGCAACACGAGGCACCUGACGUGCUUUUCUCUCUUUCUUUUUCUUUUUUUUUUAUUUUAUCCCCAGAAGAUAUGCAUGAUUUCGGUUCUCAUGUUUUCCUUUCCCUCGUAGUCCACCGCAUGUCCACCGGGCGUGAUCUCAGCAUGCUCACAGACUCCCGUAGCCACCAAGUCUCAUUUUCUACAACUCUUCCGUCCUGCACAGGGAACACAGCUACUUGAAUCCGAGGCUUUUUGUCACUCCGCGGCUUUGAAGCUCCAAAAAAAAAAAAACGAAAAAACAAAAAAAUUGAGAUCUGUCUGUAUGUUUUUAGCGUGCCUACCGUACACCGCAUUGCCACGACAGAUGAGAAACCACUUCUUCUGCGAGGACAUCCCAUAGCACAACGACUACUUUUUCUUUUCUUUUUUCUUUUUUUUGUUUUUGUCAGUCUUUGAGAGCAAUAAUGAUGGAUGGACCAGAUGCAGGAAACACCACACUGGAUCUAGAUUCAUUACUUCUGGAGCUGAACACUCUCUGGAAAGUCACUUUAUACGACCUGGACGAGGGGGAAACGAGCAACUCUUGAGUUUGUGUUGUGGUUCAUUUGCUUGCAAAAGUCUCAGUUUUCAGUCAACUGUAUAAAAAAAAAAGAAAAAAGAAAGAAAAUGAGAAAUAAAGUAGUAUCUGAAAACAUGUAACCACCACCACCACCACAUUAAAACCCAAAGCUGCUCUUUUUCUGUGACCGGGGCAUUUCAUUGAAAAGACUGAGGAAUACACCGAUCAGGCAUAACAUUAUGACCAGAGUCUGAUGAGUCACAAACCAGUUGUGACUCAUCAGAGAAUGGACACGGGCCUUCUGAGGGUGACGUCACGAGUUUCAGGUCUGAAAACACUUUUCCUGUCAGUGGUUUUAAUGUUGUGGCUGAUCCGUGUCUAACUAACACCCAACCUGUCAUUUAAAGGCCUUAUGAGUCAUUUUAAGCACUGAUGUAUAAUAAACCGCAGGUCUUCAAGAGGGGGUGCAGGCUAUGGUACUUGACUCACUUUUGGAGUCCGCCCCCUAGUGGUCGCUUGAUAAACUGCAUUUUUUUUUUGUGCAGCUUGGUCGAACAUGUCAAACAUCUGGACAUUAAUUCUCCAUCCUUUGUGUCACAGAAAAAGACCACCCGAAGCCCACUAAUAAUUCAUAACGCCCGAUGUUUUGACACAAAGCAACAACCUGAGCCUCCUUUCACGGGGCCUGCUCGGCUUUUAGGUUUCGUCCUGUUGCAUGCUUUAGGUCUUCCAUUUACCUCCCUAAAAUUCCCCCAUCGCCAGCAGGAGCAGGAGCCGUCCCCAGCCCCGCUUCCCCCCGCCGCCACACAUGUAAAUGUACGCAGCAGUCUUAGACUGAACCGCAUGAUGGAAACGAAAUUUUAGCGCCUCUAGUUCUCCGGCGACAUAAACGCGAGCUCACGUAUUGCAUGAAGACUGCACUUCCGAUUAUUAACGAGGCCUCGACCGGCCGCGUUUUUUUAGAAACGAGGGUUAGACCUAUUUUUCUAAGAAGUAUUUGAUUUGCCAUUAUUUUUCUACGCGCCUGCUGUCGUGAUGCCGUGGAUUAUGAUGAUGAUGAUGAUGAUGAUGAGCCUCUUAAUGUAGCAAGCUGGUGGUCAACACAAGGCUGGGUGUUGCAUUGAUUGUACGCCAUUUGACUCAUUUGUCUUGAUUUGAUAUUGCACAUAGAAUUUUUUUUUUCUACUUUUCCCUCUGGGCUUAUUCAGCGUGUUGAAGAGAGUCCACUAAAGCAGGUCUGGUUUUUAUUUGACCCCCCCUCCUCCCAACAGGACAGAACGGAUCAAAGGUUUUUAGCGGGAAAGGCGUGAGAGGAGUGAUGAAAUCUCCCCAUUUAUAUCCUUCUGGAAAAAAGAUAAUAGUGAAAUAUUAACAGAAAUCCCUCCCUCCUUCCCUCCGUCCCUUUGAUGAACUUUCUUUCUCCUCAGCACAGAUGUAGAACAAGAGUCGUCUCCUGAACUUUCGUGGGGAUUUGCAAACUUUUGCACAGAGAUUCGAAGAAAAACAAAUAAAAAUAAACUCGCUGUACUGGAUAUAAAUGUCACUUUUUAAAUCUAGUGCUGUUCACAAUUGUUUUUAUGCAUUUUUUUAAAUGUUUGCCACUGUAUUUUAUACAAUGCAACACUUAAACAGCUAAUUUGAAUGUUUCUGUUCUUAAACUAUAUUUAAAGAAAUAAAGUAUAUUGUGUAAAUAGACCGGAGAC